Populus nigra (black poplar) is the source of this 2914-nucleotide messenger RNA. Its product is annotated as arginine decarboxylase. Gene Ontology annotation, molecular function: arginine decarboxylase activity. The coding region runs from base 439 to 2634 and encodes 731 amino acids. Gene Ontology annotation, biological process: L-arginine catabolic process; spermidine biosynthetic process. The record is from RefSeq and is a predicted model, not a curated record. Lineage: Eukaryota; Viridiplantae; Streptophyta; Magnoliopsida; Malpighiales; Salicaceae. The transcript has a single exon.
CUUGCACCUUCGUGUCUUCCUCCAUCUCUUCUUCCUCCGCAACCCUAAAUCCUUCGCUUCUCUUCCCAUUCUUCCUCCUCUAAAAACAAAAACCCAGAUCUGCAUGGUGUGGUCUCUCUUCAGCUCUUAGAUUUGGUGUUUCUUGCAUUUGCACAAGAAUCUUAAAUUAUCAAAUUGUUACCAUCUUCUGAGUGGUGGGUCGGGAUUAGAGAAUCAAGUAGGGUUAAGAGAAGGAGGUGUUGUUACUGUUUCAAUAGAUCCCCUUACUGCUUCUUUUGAGGGGGUAGCCGGGGCCUCGCGCCUCGGCGGGUUUUAAAGCCCCCACCUAUACAAAAAUAGUGGAAAUAACAUCAACCAACAAUUUCUUCUUAGUUCUAACAAACUUCUUCUUCUUCUUGUUCAUUUCUUUGUUAUAACAACAAAUCUUUGCGGAAGAGGAUGCCUGCCCUGGCUUGUUGCGUUGAUGCUGCGCAUGCGCCUCCCGGCUACGCUUUUCCUGCCGGGGAUAGCUCUCUUCCGUUCCCGGUGCCAUGUUCGCCGGGCGUACCUCUUUCAACAACCUCCAUCCUUACCGCCGCCGCCGCCUCUGAAAAUUCCUCUGCUCAUUGGUCACCUUCCCUCUCUGCCGCGCUUUACAAAAUCGAUGGCUGGGGUGCUCCGUAUUUCUCUGUGAAUUCCUCCGGCAAUGUUUCCGCCCGUCCUUAUGGUACGGACACGCUGCCUCACCAGGAGAUUGAUUUGCUAAAAAUAGUGAAGAAAGUUUCGGAUCCAAAAUGGGUUGGUGGGCUGGGGCUCCAGCUCCCAGUAAUUGUUCGCUUGCCUGACGUGCUUAAAAACAGGCUCGAAUCUCUGCAGUCUGCUUUUGAUUUCGCAAUCCAGUCUCAGGUCUACGAGGCUCAUUACCAAGGUGUUUAUCCUGUGAAAUGUAACCAGGAUCGGUUUGUUGUUGAAGAUAUUGUGAGAUUCGGGUCUCCGUUCCGGUUCGGGUUGGAAGCUGGGUCAAAACCCGAGCUUCUCUUAGCUAUGAGCUGUUUGUGCAAGGGAAACCCGGAAGCGCUCUUGAUUUGUAAUGGGUUCAAAGAUGGAGAGUACAUUUCUCUCGCGUUGAUUGCGAGGAAACUCGCUUUGAAUACAGUGAUUGUGCUUGAACAAGAAGAAGAGAUUGACCUGGUUAUUGAGCUGAGCAAGAAAAUGUCUGUUAGGCCUGUGGUUGGUGUUCGAGCAAAGCUGAGGACAAAACAUUCGGGUCAUUUCGGGUCCACUUCAGGUGAGAAAGGGAAAUUCGGGUUAACUACGACCCAGAUUUUGCGGGUCGUGAAGAAGCUUGAACAAGCAGGAAUGCUUGAUUGCUUCCAGCUGCUGCAUUUCCAUAUUGGAUCUCAGAUCCCCUCUACAUCCUUGCUUGCUGAUGGUGUAAGCGAGGCUGCGCAGAUCUACUGUGAGUUAGUCCGUCUUGGUGCCCGUAUGCAAGUCAUAGACAUUGGAGGUGGGCUUGGUAUCGAUUAUGACGGGUCUAAAUCUGGUAAUUCGGAUCUUUCCGUGGCAUAUGGGCUUGAAGAGUAUGCUCUAGCUGUCGUGCAAGCUGUCAAGUUUGUCUGUGACCGUAAGAAUGUUAAGCAUCCAGUUAUUUGCAGCGAAAGCGGGCGUGCUAUUGUUUCUCACCACUCAAUUUUGAUAUUUGAGGCUAUAUCUUCAAGCUCGACUAGUGCUGCGUCAAUGACUUCGUAUGAAAUGCAGUAUUAUCUUGGCGGGCUUACUGAGGAUGCUCGUGCUGAUUACCGGAACUUAACUGCUUCAGCAAUAAGAGGUGAGCAUGAGGCUUGCUUGUUGUACGCUGAUCAAUUGAAACAAAGUUGCGUAGAUCAGUUUAAGGAAGGAAAUAUUGGUAUGGAACAAUUAGCUGCUGUUGAUGCAUUGUGUGAAUUGUUCUAUAAAACCAUUGGUGCAUCUGAUCCAGUUCGCACUUAUCAUGUGAAUUUGUCUCUGUUUACUUCAAUUCCUGAUUUCUGGGGGAUUGGACAGUUGUUUCCAAUAGUCCCUAUUCAUCGACUUGAUCAAAGGCCUGGCGCGAGAGGAAUUUUGUCUGAUCUAACAUGUGAUAGUGAUGGGAAGAUUGAUAAGUUCAUAGGUGGUGAGUCCAGCUUGCCACUUCAUGAAAUUGAAGGUGGUGGUGCCGGUGGUAAUGGUGGGAAGUAUUACUUGGGGAUGUUUUUGGGCGGGGCUUAUGAGGAGGCGCUCGGUGGAAUUCACAACCUGUUCGGUGGCCCUAGCGUCGUGCGGGUUUCACAGAGUGAUGGGCCACACAGCUUCUUAGUCACGCAAGCUGUGCCUGGCCCGUCAUGUGGUGAUGUCCUCCGAGUUAUGCAGCACGAGCCUGAGCUCAUGUUCGAGACCCUGAAGCACCGCGUCGAAGAAUAUUGUCACCAUGAUGAGGAUAGCGAUGAUGGUGAUAGCGAUCAUGGAAUGGGAAGCAUUGCUAGUUUAGCCAACAGCCUUGCUAGCUACUUCCAUAACAUGCCUUAUCUGGUGGCUCCUUGUUCAGUUACUGCUAUGAAUAAUAGUGGCUUCUACUACUGCAACGAGGAUGAUUACAAUGCUGCUGCUGAUACUUCUCCCUGCGAGGAUGAGAAGUGAUCCUAUGUCUGUGCUUGAGAGUAACAUCCCCGUUAAUGGUUGGUUUUCUGUUGGAGGUCGUCAUGUCAAUUUUUAGUAUCUUUAACUUUUAUUUUUGUCCAUUUUUAAUGUUCAUCAAAGAGCAAAAGAUGUAACGAUCAGGACAGUAUCUUUUGCAUUUCCUUGUGAAAGAGGGGAUGGAGAAACCGAAUAAUCUACCCUUUUGUAAAUUCGGAAACUUGUCCCCUCCUUUUAGUAGACUUUUUUCAAGAGUUCUAGUGCAAUAGUUCUGGCUUUUUUA